This is a messenger RNA of Closterium sp. Naga37s-1, 4149 nucleotides long. NCBI's taxonomy places the organism in Eukaryota, Viridiplantae, Streptophyta, Zygnematophyceae, Desmidiales, Closteriaceae. The record is from the annotation of a GenBank genome assembly.
AUGGCGCCUCUCGGUGCUCUUGCCGUCAGCCUUGCUGCCCCAAUUGGGCUUCCGCCCAAGUGUGUCGGUGACUCGCUUUUGCUGGGGAAGACUCCGUCGGCUCCCCUCAGGCUAACAAGCUCCGCUCCCGCCGCACUCCGCCCUCCGACGCGUCUCCCCCUGAAGCUCCAUUCGCGCCCCCCCGCCACGUCAUGUUCCGCCGGAGGAGCUGGGCGAAGUGCCGCGGCAGGGGCGAGCCGGAGCGCCGGUGCCGCCGGGAGCACCGCUAGCAGCGCGGGUGACACGCACCGCAGCUGCAGCGACAGCAGCAACAGCGGUGGCGGCAACGGCGGCAACAGUCGCGACAGCGGGUCGUCGUCGUCGUCGUCGUCGUCGUCGUCGGUGCCGUCGCCGUUCGCGUUCGUGGGGUUGGACUACUACCAGAUCCUCGGCGUGCCCGUCGGCGCGCCCCCCGCCGACAUCCGCCGCGCAUACCGCGCGCUGCAGAAGAAGUACCACCCCGACAUCGCGGGCGCUCAGACGCACGAGAUGGCGCUGAAGCUGAACGAGGCGUACGACACGCUCAUGGACGACACGCGCCGCGCGUCGUACGAGAAAGAGUGGCGCGACGCGGCCGUGGCGGGAUACGUGGGGUUCACGGGGCAGCCGCGCAGCGCGUGGGCUGCCCCGGAGGGGCAGCAGCAGGCGAUCUUCGUCGACGAGGCUGCUUGCAUCGGCUGUCGCGAGUGCGCCUUCGCCGCCAGCCGCACGUUCCACUUUGACCCCGAGGCCGCCGUGGCGCGCGUGCACACACAGUGGGGCGACGCGCUGCCCGCCGUCCAAUCAGCCAUUGACAGCUGCCCCGUCAGCUGCAUCCACACGGUGACACGUGGCGACCUGCCCAUCCUCGAGUUCCUCGUGCAGCCGCGGGAGAGGGAGAGCAAGGGCAUCUUUGGGGGCGGCUGGGAGCCCGGGCACCCGAUCAAUAUUUUCGCUGCUGCCCGAGAGUUCAAGCGCAAGCUAGAGAGCCAGCAGGAGGGGGCAGAGCGCCGGCGGGCAGCCACGUCAGCAGCAGAGCAGGAGACGCCAGCUCAGCGUGCUGCCCGUCAGGAGGCGGACGCGAGGAUGAACGGAUUGGGUGGCGGGUUUUGGCAGAAGUGGGCGCAGGCAUGGGGGGCGUGGGGGGGACCAGGGGGGGAGGCAGGCGCGGAUGCGGGGGAGGGCAGCUCUCAGUGGGCCAGGGCGAAUGCAACUAGCAGCACUGCCGGCAGCAGCGAGGGUAACAGUGAGGGUAGCCGUGACGGUGGGAGGCAGACAGGUGGGGGGAGGGGGGAGGAAGGAGGAAAAGGGGGAGGAGGAGGUGGAGGGGGAAAGGGAGGAGGAAAGAAGGGGGGUUGGUUCCCGUGGCAUGCAAUGCUGGGCACAGCAGCAUCCUCGGAGAUUCUCAGGCAGCCAGCGGGGGAGGGCGACAAAGAGGAGCUCAUAGCAUUCGUCCAGCAGUGGGCCACGCUCUGGUCUUUUUCCUCCGAGCUGCCCCUUCCUCUGCCCGUGCGCGUGGACAACCAAUCGGACGGCACCGAGCUGACGCUGAUCACCAUGCGCGGCGAUCUCCUCACGUCCGUCGGAUCAUUCGUCAUCACUGUGGAGCCGUUGGAUGCUGAUGCUCGUGGUGAAACUACUAGUGAUGGUGGUGAUAGUGGUGAUGUUGGGGAGGAGGGGGAGUGGGUGGUGGUGGUGAGGAGAAAGGGGGCUGUAGACAACAAAGCGUCGGCGAUCCUCUCCGUCCACUCACUGUCCUCCGCUCCUUUCACGCGCCUCGAGGCGACUGGCAUGCUCUCGCGCCUCCCCGCGCUCCUCUCGUUCCUCUUCCGCUGCGCGCGCGCCGUCCUCCUCCUCUUCCUCGUGCUGCUGUCCGACGCGCUCGGCUUUCCGCCCGCCACCCGGGUCGCGGUCACCUUGUUGACAGGAGACACAGCAGUCACUCAUUCCACCUCGCUGACGGCCAUGGCGCAUCGCCUCUGCGGCCGAUGUGUCUCCUCCACCGCCUCCGCCUUCCCCGCCACCAAAUCUGCCGCUUUCCCCGCCGCAACUCACGCUCUCCACUCACACCUCUCCACCGCCACGAGCGGGAGCAGCCCCUUCGCGCAUCGUUCCUCACCCCCCGCGCCGGUGCUCCGUAGGUGUCGCCCGACAGCCAAUUACCCGCCGCCACGUGGCGCCAAGGCGUGGUGGUACCAGCCGUGGCUGGCGCAUUCCGCCGUUACCGGCGCGCGCAGGCUGCUCCCCGCCGCGGGGGGAGGGGGAGGCCCGGGGGGAGCAGGCGCGGGGGGGAGGCGUUACGUGGGGACGGUUCCGCCCGCAGCUGGCGGGAGGGCAGUGGGCGUGACGAGAUGCGAGGGGGGAGGCGGCAUGUACACGUGGCCUGAUCCGACGGUCAAGGCCGCGAGUGUGUGUACUGGGCGGCGGGUUCGGGGGCCUGUAUGCGGCGCUGCGGCUGGACUCGCUGCUGUGGAGCGACGAGCGCCGAUUCCCCCAUCCUUUCCCCUUGUCUCCCGUCUCCCCCCCACACUCCCUCCAAUACAGAGGCCGCGCGUGUGCGUGCUGGGCGGCGGGUUCGGGGGCCUGUAUGCGGCGCUGCGGCUGGAAUCGCUGCUGUGGAGCGACGAGCGCCGCCCACAGGUGCUGCUCGUGGACCAAUCAGAGCGCUUCGUGUUCAAACCGCUGCUCUACGAGCUGCUCUCGCAAGACGUCACGGUGUGGGAGAUAGCACCCAAGUUCUCGGACCUCCUCAGAAGCACGCAAGUGGCGUUCCUGCAGGACGGCGUGCAGGCAGUGCACGUGAUUAAGGGUGGGGCAGCUGAUGUGGCAGGAGAUAAAGGUGGACGCGUGCGAUUGGCUUCUGGAGUGGAGGUGGAAUACGAUUGGCUGGUGUUGGCGUUGGGAGCGCAGACCAACAUGGCCUUCGCACCAGGCGCCAAGGGGCGAGCUCUGCCCUUCAGCACCCUGGACGACGCUCUGGCAGUGGAUCGCCGUUUGCUGCUGCUGGAGAAGCGAUGGGAGGCGGCCAAGGAGGCAGGCGAGGACCCACCCCCGAUCCGAGUGGUGGUGGUGGGGGCGGGCUAUGCGGGGGUGGAGCUGGCAUGCACGGUGGGGGAGCGCCUGGGCAGCAAGGGCAGCAUUGAGAUUGUUGACCCGGCUGCUGCUGUGUGCCCCGCUGCUGCUCCCGGCAACAGGCGCGCUGCAGAGAGGGCGCUCAAGGAGAGGGGAGUGCAUCUGCGCCUGGGCACCAAGGUCACACGCAUGGCUGAUGCCACUCACUCCUCCUCCCCCUCAUCCUCCUCCUCCCCCUCAUCCUCCUCCUCCUCAUCAUCAUCAUCCUCAUCAUCCUCAUCAUCCUCAUCCCCCCCUUCGGACUCAGACCCAUCGCCCUUUGCCGUGCCAGCCGCGCGCCUCUUCCUCCAGUCAGCAUCACCCGGCAGCGCUGGGAGUGAGAGUGAGAGGGAGAGUGAAAUGGAGGCGGAUGUUGUUCUCUGGACCGUCGGCAGCUCGCCUGUUCUCCCAGCCUCUGUUUCAGAAGAAGCUUUAUUAGAAACAUCAGGAGGAGCAGGAGGGGAGGGGGGAGCGGGAGGAGCGGGGGGAGCGGGAGGAGCGGGGGGAGCGGGAGGAGCGGGGGGAGCGGGAGGGGAGGGGGCGGUGCAGUGGUUGAGGAGGACAGCGAGGGGGCAGGCGGAUGUGGAGGAGAGUCUGAGAGUGAAGGGGCUCACCAGGGUCUUUGCCCUCGGGGAUGCAGCAUGCGUGCCGGACGGCAACGGGCGCCCACUGCCGGCUACGGCUCAGGUGGCAUUCCAACAGGCGGACUACGUGGGGUGGAACAUCUGGGCUGCCAUCAACAACCGCCCCCUGCUUCCCUUCAGGUACCAGCAUUUGGGCGAGUUGGUGCUGCUGGGAUCCAAGGAUGCAGCAGCAUCCGUGGGCUUCAUUGAUGACUUUCUCAUUGAGGGGCGAGCGGCGCACACAGCGCGCAAGCUAGCAUACCUGUACCGGUUGCCAACCAAUGAGCACAGGGCACGUGUUGGGGUGAGCUGGCUGACACGUGCCAUUGUGGACGGAAUCUCAGAGGCGCAGAACCUCCUGGCAGUUGCCACCAAGGGUCAAGGGGACAAGAAAUGA